GCUUCGCGUCCCCAAACCAAAACCCCCGCGAGAACCUUCCACCUCUUCUCACCCGCGACCGCCGCUCAUGGAGGCCACCGCCGCGUCGACGCGGCCUCUCUUCCUUCUGGCGCCUUCGCCGCCGCUUCUCAGCACGGUGCGCCUCGCCCUUGGCGUGGGGAGGCGCCGGCUCGUGGCCGCGGGGGCCAGGAAGAAGAGGGGGCGGCAGGACGGGGAGGCGGGGGAGGAGAGGGUGGACGCGCACAGCUUCAACCCCAAGGCCGGCGAGGUCACCGGGCCGUUCCCCGAGGCCGUGCUUCUCAGAAAGAAAAAGGUGAAAGAGGACGGUGAAGCUUUGCCAGAAUUCGCGGACGCCGAAGAAGGUGAUAGUCAAUUUGUACUCAGUUGGUCCUUUUUGUGCUUGAUGUCAAUACGCGAUCUGUCUAACCCAACUACAUUUACAGAAAAGCUAUACGAGCUUCUUAACAUUCAGCUAGAGAGUGGUUUAAAUCUGCAAAGAAUGCGGCACUAUGAAGUUGUUUACCUCAUUCACGAGGACCGCGUGGAAGAAGUUGAAGACGUUGUAUCAAAAGUACAAGACUUUAUCAGAGAGAAGAAAGGAAGGAUUUGGAGGGUGAACAACUGGGGACUGCGCAGACUUGCUUACAAGAUAAAGAAAGCAACACAUGCCAACUACAUCCUAAUGAACUUUGAGAUACAGGCACAAUCCAUAAACGAGUUCAAGACUCUGCUAGAUAAGGAUGAAAGAAUCAUUAGACACCUUGUGAUGAAACGAGAUGAGGCGAUUACUGAAGAUUGCCCUCCUCCACCAGAGUUCCAUGCUAUGCGAUCUCAACAGUUGGAUGGCGAGUAUAUUGAUGAGGAAUAUGGGAGGGUGGACGAUGGGGAUGAUGAGGCUGAACUAGAGUCUUCUGGCAAUGUUGAUGAUGACGUUGAAGAUGGCGAUGAACCUGAAAUCAUUCUUGUUGAUGAAGUUGACGAUGACAAUGCCGAAGACCUCAGAAGAAGAAAUAGGAAGGUGAAACUGGAGAAGUAUACGGUGGAGAAGGUCUUGAGGUAGCAUGCGUAUCUACUGUGUGGUUUAGUUCUUAUACAAAGGAACACUUGUACGAUGAAGUAAUUACAUUAGGUGUUUUCCCUGUACCGGUGACCACUGUUACGAUGGUAGUAAUUAGUGCGAUAAGCUCAUCAGGUCUUCUCCCUAAAUCUUGAGCUGUUGUUGUUUUUCCAAAUUAUGUGGUAUGAUCAUUCCCUUGUA
Aegilops tauschii subsp. strangulata is the source of this 1258-nucleotide messenger RNA. Its product is annotated as protein REGULATOR OF FATTY ACID COMPOSITION 3, chloroplastic. The record is from RefSeq and is a predicted model, not a curated record. Gene Ontology annotation, biological process: translation. Gene Ontology annotation, molecular function: small ribosomal subunit rRNA binding; structural constituent of ribosome. NCBI's taxonomy places the organism in Eukaryota, Viridiplantae, Streptophyta, Magnoliopsida, Poales, Poaceae. Gene Ontology annotation, cellular component: small ribosomal subunit; ribosome.